Loa loa (African eye worm) is the source of this 1335-nucleotide messenger RNA. RefSeq names its product zinc finger protein. The record is from RefSeq and is a predicted model, not a curated record. Gene Ontology annotation, biological process: regulation of transcription by RNA polymerase II. The transcript is spliced from 9 exons. NCBI's taxonomy places the organism in Eukaryota, Metazoa, Nematoda, Chromadorea, Rhabditida, Onchocercidae. Gene Ontology annotation, cellular component: nucleus. Gene Ontology annotation, molecular function: RNA polymerase II transcription regulatory region sequence-specific DNA binding; DNA-binding transcription factor activity, RNA polymerase II-specific. Bases 1 to 1296 code for a protein of 431 amino acids.
AUGUGUGACAGUUCGGAUGGCAGUGGUCUGGAUAGAGAGAAAGAAGCUCAGCUUCAGCAAGCUAUCAGUGCAUUUAUGCAACCACCAUUCUUCAAUGAUAUUUGCAUACGUAUCGUAACGAUUGAUCUAACCAACGGACAUAGAAAUGAAGAGCAAGUAUUAGGAAAUAAAUUCCUACUAGCAUUCUUUUCGUUGCAUAUUCGUGAAUUGAUCCUCAACGGAGUUUAUUCAAUCGACAGGAACAAUGGCAUCUUACAGAAUAUACCAACAAUUGAACUUCAUCUUGGUACUACUGCCAAUGCUGGACAAGCUUUUAGGGUGUUACAAGUAUCUCGGAUUUGUCAAAUUCCAAUGGUAGAAAUGCAAGUGGCGGAACUUGUAAAAUUAUUCCUGUCUAUACAAUUUGAUGGAAGUAGUUGUUUUACAAAGCAUCAUAAUAUGAUGGCUAUAAAUUCGAACUCAAUUAAUUUGACAAAGCACCGACAUUACUUGUCAAUACCAAUGAGAAAGGAAGUUCAAAAAUCUUCGAAAAUCUCUGCUAAAAAUGAUUUGAUGAACAACGAAUUGGCUGGCGCAUCAUCGAAAGAAUCGAUCUCGACAAGACAACCGGUAAAUGCCGAAAGAUUCAGUGAGCUUAUCCUUCCAUCAAGUGACAAGGAAGGUUGGUGUCGUAAUAAGAAGUAUAUCGAGCAAGUAGCAAACGGUUACAUGUGUACAGUAUGCCACAAAGUUUACGGUCGUUACAAUUCGGUAUCAUACCAUGUUACUAUAUAUCAUCGUAAUUCACCUAUUAAAUGUGACGAAAAAGGUUGUCCGUUUAGGACACGCGAAGCACGAUACAUCCAUUUCCAUAAGUAUUACCGGCAUCAUAUUCCUUUACCGGACAAUAUCGAUUUAGGUUCACGCAAGUGUCCAUUUUGUCGCCACGUAUCGAAAAGUCCGGCGAUGUUGGAAAAACAUAUAAGCCGUCAUGUACAGGAUGUAGAUCGCGUUGCUUAUGCUGCUACUGGUAUAUCACGAACACAUUACUCACGAUAUCCUCAAGCUAAAUUCAAUUUUCAAUGCACGAAGUGUGGUUAUAGGGGACGGACAUCGGAUGAGUUGGAACGGCAUAAAAUAUUUGUUCACAGCAAAGAAGCAUUCCGCCGGAAACAAACUGUACCUGAUACUGCUGCUAACAAUGAUGGCAAUAAAAAUAGCGUUUCAAAUGAAAUUUCCGCACGGGAUGGCAAUGUUUCAUUGGCUGAUGCUGCAGAAACGACGAAAAAGAUUAUCGAAGUGAAAGCAGUCCUUUGAUCAACCACAACAGCGACAGCAUGAUGUCUUUUGCAGUUC